AUGACACUAGACCACUUGCUAAGGAGAUUAUAACUAGAAAAAGGCAAACUAUAUUUAAUUAAAAUUUGUAGUACUGGUACUCAUUUCUUGUUUCUAAAGGAACUGAGAAUGAUUCUCAAGUUAUCAUCACAAUGAUGAAAUAAAUGAAGAUUUGACGUUGAACGGAUGAAACACGUAUAAAUAGAGGUCUACACGGAUCAUAUGAAACACAAUCCCAUUUUGUUCUCUGAACUGAUAAUAACAUAUUAACAUACAAGAUUACUAUUGUGGAAGAUGUACAAACUAAUACCUCACGUGUUAUUAUUGUUACUAGUCACUCAUGCGUACACCUAUGUCUCAGCCGUCCAUCUCCAACCCGAUUCCAUGACAGGAACUGAGGUAGAUUUCCCCGGUUGGCGGCGAGAGCUUCGAGGCGGAGGUGGCGGAGGAAGCAGUGGUGGUGGAAGUGGUGGUGGUGGAGGAGGUCGUGGUGGUGGUGGUGGAAGUAGUGGCGGUGGAGGAGGUCGUGGUGGUGGUGGAGGUGGUAGCAGUGGUCGAGGGGGUGGUAGUGGUGGCGCUGGGAAUCGUCGAGGCGGUAGCAGCGGUCGAGGAGGAGGUAGUGGUGGUUCUGGUGAUGGAGGAUCUUCUGAGAGCGGUAGCGGUGGGGGCGGCAGUGGGGGAAAUGGUAAUGGCGGUGGUAGCAGCGGUGGCGGUCACAUUACAAGAAGCGGCGGUGACUGCCUCAAACACUGGGGCUUGACGGGUACUCUAUUAUCUAUCGUCUUCGUAAGCUGUUUGAUCUUUAUAAAUUAAAACAGAAAUUACAUGUAAUUAAAAAUAGACUUUGAUAACAAUGUCUUUGGUGCUAAAGUUUGCUUUAUUGUACAGUUGUAAUGUAUUGUGUUUUGACUAUUAUUUUGCACAUAUGUAUUUUAAAAAUGUUCUAAUAUUAAAGCAAGGGCAUUGCAUGAACAAUUAUCUCCUCUCAUAGUACAAAAUGUUACUAUUUAAAUCGGUAGUUGUAAUAUUUGAUUCCAGCUACUAGAUACAGAAAAGAUCAUAAACAGAACAUGCCCUCCAUUGACAUGGAAUAUAAACUCUUUCAAGCUUCUUAUAGUCCAGGCAGAUCCUUCUGUGCUAGAUGUUUCGUUGCCGUCGAGACUCAAAGAACAGUUAGUGUUGUCACGCGAAUCUCCAACCUCAUUUUAAUCUCAAUCACAGGCUCGCGCUCUCCAAUCUCUACAGAAUUGAGAUUAUAAUAAUCGAGAAGAAAUGGUAAACGUUUGAAAACGACGCAAGAAUUGAACAUAAUUUUAAAAAUCAAUUUCGUUGAAAUUCAAUGAGAUACUUGGUCGUUCGCUGCUACUAUAAUACGACAUUUUCAAAUUCGACCACUUAUACGAGUUCUAAAUUCGGAAAACUAGAUUCACCACAUGUUUGUGUAAUAAUAAAACUAAAUAUAUUUAUACAAAGUUGAGCAGUUCUUCUUCUUAGGGAGAGUGGUCAUCGUACAGAGAGUCGAUGACGGUGGUAAAAACCGGUGAAAUAGUAGAUCUAACCGAAGGAAAGACUGUGAGAAAGAGAGGUUAACAUCAUCACCCGACUAGUCUACAGAAGCAUAGAGGUCUUGGCCGGAGAUUAACAAUACAAUUUUGAUUGGUUUUGGGUUUUAGAGUUAUUCUUGGAUUCAUUCCCUAGUGAACCAGCCAAUAAGAUUUCAUUAUUUCAAAUUCGAUAUCUUUUAAAAAAGGAAACAAAAUAUUUUCAAAUUAUAUUAUGUUUUUAAAAUAUAAAAAAGAUAAUAGUUACAGAAAAAAGA
Molecule: messenger RNA, 1798 nt
Organism: Brassica napus (rape)
Lineage: Eukaryota; Viridiplantae; Streptophyta; Magnoliopsida; Brassicales; Brassicaceae
Product: putative glycine-rich cell wall structural protein 1
Exons: 1
Coding region: 274-792 (172 amino acids)
Source: RefSeq, a predicted model, not a curated record